Molecule: messenger RNA, 966 nt
Organism: Raphanus sativus (radish)
Lineage: Eukaryota; Viridiplantae; Streptophyta; Magnoliopsida; Brassicales; Brassicaceae
Product: haloacid dehalogenase-like hydrolase domain-containing protein At2g33255
Exons: 5
Coding region: 22-792 (256 amino acids)
Source: RefSeq, a predicted model, not a curated record
UUCAGUUUCUGUCUUUUUCCCAUGACAUCAUCACUUCUCUUAUCAAGAUCAUUCCUUUCCCUCACACUCAGACCUUCACCUUCUUCUUCUUCUUAUCGUUCUUCGAUCUCCAUGGCGAAUCUAACAACAACAACGAACGCGAAAGCUCGCCUGAGAGGCGUCGUAUUCGACAUGGACGGGACCUUAACGGUUCCGGUCAUCGAUUUCGCGGCAAUGUACAGGACUGUCCUCGGUGAAGACGAGUACAAGCGAAUCAGGGCCGAGAGCCCUACCGGAAUCGAUAUUCUUCACCAUAUCGAGUCAUGGAGCCCCGAUAAGCAGCAGAAGGCGUACGAAAUCAUCGCCGAUUACGAGCAACAGGGGAUUGAUAAGCUCCAAAUCAUGCCUGGUGUUGUUGAACUAUGUGGCUUUCUUGAUUCCAAGAAGAUGAAGAGGGGGCUAAUUACACGCAAUGUUAAGAAGGCAAUUGACAUAUUCCACCAACGUUUUGAGGUUGUCUUUUCUCCGGCACUAGGCAGAGAGUUUCGUCCAUAUAAACCAAACCCAGACCCGCUGCUGCAUAUAUGUUCUGCAUGGGACAUCCAACCUAAUGAAGUCAUGAUGGUUGGUGACAGCUUGAAAGAUGAUAUAGCUUGUGGGAAAGGAGCUGGAGCUUUCACAUGCUUGCUUGAUGAAACUGGAAGGUAUGGACCAGAUGACUUUUCUGUCUCUGGACUGCAUCCUGAUUUUAAGGUUGAUUCUCUGUCCAAAAUUCAGAACAUAUUGGAGAGGAACUUCGACCUCAACCCAUAGUUUUUUUUUUCCCGGUCUCCAAGUUCCUCAUCUUAUAGUCUCAGUGAACCUACUCAAUACAAAAGGCUGUAGUUUGCAACAAGAUUAUUAUUGUAAGAGAUAUAAUGCAUUACAAUGUAUAAUCUGUUCAGGAUAGCCAUUGAUUAUAAAUUACAGAGUUCUAUUCGUCUGCCA